Molecule: messenger RNA, 1628 nt
Organism: Lagopus muta (rock ptarmigan)
Lineage: Eukaryota; Metazoa; Chordata; Aves; Galliformes; Phasianidae
Product: alcohol dehydrogenase 1-like
Exons: 9
Coding region: 16-1425 (469 amino acids)
Biological process (GO): retinoic acid metabolic process; retinol metabolic process
Cellular component (GO): cytosol
Molecular function (GO): zinc ion binding; all-trans-retinol dehydrogenase (NAD+) activity
Source: RefSeq, a predicted model, not a curated record
ACCAUCGGUACCUCCAUGCUGAUACCCACCUCCUCCCUGCUGCUACCCACCUCCUCCCUGCUCACUACACCCUCAGCACCCAGUCCUGUACGCAGGGAACCACCUCUCCCACUCUCUUCUGAGCUUCCUCUGGCCCUCUGCCAGGACUCCCAGCACACCCCUGCCGUACCUUCACCUGCAGCCAGCGGUGCCCAGCUGCACGCAGGGGUUCCACGCAACACACGGGUCCAGACGGGCAGACGGCACCAAGCCUCCAUCCUCUGCCACUGCUGCAGACAGCUCCUCUCAGACCACAUGGCCACUACUGGAAAAGUUAUCCGAUGCAGAGCUGCAGUUGCCUGGGCAGCGGGCAAAUCACUCUCUGUUGAGGAGAUAGAGGUUGCACCUCCAAAGGCACAUGAAGUGCGAGUCAAGAUUGUGGCUACAGGGAUCUGUCGCACAGAUGACCACGUUCUUGAAGGUACAUUUCCUGAUCUAGAAUUCCCAGUCAUCCUCGGCCAUGAAGGAGCUGGGAUUGUGGAGAGCAUUGGAGAAGGAGUGACCUCUGUGAAACCAGGAGACAAAGUCAUCCUCCUUCCACUUCCUCAGUGUGGAGAAUGCAGCUUCUGCUUGAAUCCUGACUCCAACUACUGCCUGAAAACACACCUCACUGAACCACAAAACCUGCUGGCUGACAAGACCAGCAGAUUCACUUGCAAAGGGAAACAGAUCCAUCAUUUCCUCUGGAACAGCACCUUUGCAGAAUACACUGUUCUGCCCGACUACACCCUGGCCAAGAUAGAUGCUGCUGCACCUCUGGACAAAGUCUGCUUGCUUGCCUGUGGUUUUCCCACUGGCUAUGGGGCUGCCAUCAACGUUGCCAAGGUAAAACCAGGCUCCACCUGUGCUGUCUUUGGCCUCGGAGGAGUUGGCCUCUCUGUUGUCAUGGGCUGCAAGGCAGCUGGAGCGUCCCGCAUCAUUGCCAUUGAUAUCAACGAGGACAAGUUUGCCAGGGCCAAGGAGCUGGGAGCCACCGAGUGCAUCAACCCUAAAGACUUCAAGAAGCCUAUCCAGCAGGUGCUCACCGAGAUGACUGGUCACGGCGUGGACUGCUCCUUUGAGGCUGCUGGAACUGCAGAUACCCUGAUUGCCGCCCUGGCCUCUUGCAAUGUGAACACCGGGCUCUGUGUGACGAUUGGUGAACUACCUGCUGGUUCAAUAGUUCCCAUUGAUCCAUUCCUUCUACUAAGUGGGCGCACCUGUAAAGGGACUCUGCUUGGAGGCUGGAAAAUGAGAGACUCUAUCCCCAAAUUAGUUGCCAGCUAUUUGGAGAAGAAAUUUAACUCCGACUUGCUGAUCACACACACGCUGCCAUUUGCUGAAAUCAACGAGGGAUUUGAAUUGCUACGUGCAGGCAAAAGCAUUCGCAGCGUGCUGCUCUUCUGAAGGAUGUGAUCAGGACAGCACGAGAGCAGCACACAGCCCAGCAGAUGCCCUCCUGUGCGGGCCCUUCCCUCCCACAUUGCCCUUCAUGGACUGUAAAGACAGAAGCACAAGGAACCUGUCAGCUGUGCUGCUGCUGCCAGCGCUCCUGAGCCCAUCCUCUCCUGAGAAAACAGUUAUAUAAAUAAAGGCUCUCUUACAAACUC